Melampsora larici-populina 98AG31 is the source of this 765-nucleotide messenger RNA. RefSeq lists its product as uncharacterized. The coding region runs from base 88 to 621 and encodes 177 amino acids. NCBI's taxonomy places the organism in Eukaryota, Fungi, Basidiomycota, Pucciniomycetes, Pucciniales, Melampsoraceae. The transcript is spliced from 4 exons. The record is from RefSeq and is a predicted model, not a curated record.
GGUCCUCAUCUGAUCAUCAUCCGUGAUCGUUCUCUGCGUAUAUCCUUUCUUGUCCAAAAAAGAUCUCAUCAUUACCUUAAUAUCAUCAUGACCAGAAUUUUUACACUUCUUCCACUUGUUCUAUCUCCCUUUUUGAUCGGGGCGUUCAAUUGGCGCAAUGGAUUCCAGUUUCUAGACAAUCCUGCUGUGACAAAUUCACCAUGCACAAAGGAAGAAAUCCAGGGCUUCAUUGGUGAUGUUUUUACAGGCUUCGAUAACAGAAGGGUGGACGAUGUAUUCGACAGGAUGGAUUCGGAGGUCAUAUUCAAAAGUCCAGUUUGCCCUGGCGGCAUACGACCGACUCGCAUCGCCAUGGCAGCCUUCAUGCCAGGCAAGGUCUUGAGCACGGAAAUCGGGACGUUGUAUUGCGAGAGCCCCUCAACUGCCAAAGAGAGAAAUGGGAAGACGGUCAAGGUUGCCAUCGUAGGUGCCGUGGCUGCGAAGCCCGACCAUCACAAUGUUCUCUACGCGCGCAUCACUUUAGGGAGAGACAACCAAAACAAAAUCAAAGUCUUAGAAUAUGAAGAGUUAGAGCCGCCAAGCGCUCAAAACGAUUUCCCCCCUGAGUGCACUCAGCAGUGAAUAUGCUAAGAAAUAACAUCGAAGAAUCACAAAUCAGGGGAUGAUAGAGAUAUAUAGAAUGAUGCUGUACAACCAAUAGAAUUGUGUAUUUGAAAGCUGGAUAUUGGGAAAACAGUAAAUUUUCUGAAAUGUUGGAUUAUGUUC